Molecule: messenger RNA, 615 nt
Organism: Cricetulus griseus (Chinese hamster)
Lineage: Eukaryota; Metazoa; Chordata; Mammalia; Rodentia; Cricetidae
Source: RefSeq, a predicted model, not a curated record
AUGGAUCCACUGCAGAAAUGGGAUCCAAUGUCGAUUUCCAUGCCCUCCCGCAUGGCCACUGUGACAAGCUCCCAAGCGGCCUCAGCAGGCUCUCACCCUUCCUCUUCAGAAAAGCUAAGCAUGGGUCUCAGUGGACUUAGGCUUAUCCGCAGCCCUGGCCCAGGUGUGUCUGCUCCUGUGUCAGAGGGGCUGCUUCAGCAGCAGGCCCGUGAGAAGAAGGCGUUGUGGCAACAGUACUGGGAAAAGCAGGGCUUUCCUCAGAGGAAGAAAGUCUUCCUGAGGCACUCUGGACGCUGGCACUGGGAUCAUAUGACACCUUACCUGCUUGCACGGGAUGUCAGAGGCUCUCCUUCGGGCGGCAACACUCAGAACCUGCAACAAUGCCAGGGCCAUGUGCCAAACAUUGCUGGUAUGAGUGGAGACAGGAACACGCCCCCCAACCCUCCCUCCUGGGAAACGCUGGUGCAAGGCCUCAAUGGCCUCACCCUCAACCUGGGAGCCAACAGACCCAGCCCCCUGCCAGAGGUGACUGGGGAGCAGCAGGAGCCAGAGCAGAUGCUCCGACUGGAGAGGCAGCAGGAAAGCAUCAGGAUCUUCCAGAGAAUGCUCAAGUAG